Eucalyptus grandis is the source of this 2906-nucleotide messenger RNA. Its product is annotated as nudix hydrolase 7. The transcript is spliced from 10 exons. NCBI's taxonomy places the organism in Eukaryota, Viridiplantae, Streptophyta, Magnoliopsida, Myrtales, Myrtaceae. The record is from RefSeq and is a predicted model, not a curated record. Gene Ontology annotation, molecular function: NAD binding; NADH pyrophosphatase activity; ADP-ribose diphosphatase activity. Bases 1630 to 2490 code for a protein of 286 amino acids.
AGCACGUGCGGUGCAAUGUUCUUUAUUAAAUGUAAUCGGUUCCUUUGGACCAACUGGAAAAGCGGACCGAGUGGUGUGGGCCUGACCAGUUGCAGUCUACUUCGGUUCGGUUCUCAGUUCUGCAAAUAGGGAACCGGUCUUGUAGGUCCGGUUCCCGGUUCUAGGUUGGGAACCGGACCGCCCGGGAACGAUCACCCUAAGGAUAAGCACCAGCAGAGGGAUGGGAAGGGGCCUGCUGUUGCGAAAGAGGCGGCUGGACCGCCCCCCAUGCACCGGGGAUGGGCCCGAAAUCCCCGCAAGGUCACCCGAUCCCACCGACCCCUUUAUCGCAGCCGCAGGACGCGAGAGAGAGAGAGAGAGAGAUAGCCCGGGCGGCGAGGGAGGCGAAGCAUCCGAGGAGGGACUUGAUCAUGGGUUUUUCUUGCGAGGGAUGAUGAGACCAUCUGUUCCGGUUGAGAUCUCGGGUGGAUCUAUCUUGGUGGUUCUCGGGUUGUUUCGUUGCUGUUGCCGGCGUUAGCGGCGGACUUUGAUUUGGCGAGGCGAAGAAGCGACGGUGGGUCUAGGCGGCGGAGGUUGAGCAGGGCAGCAACCCCGAUGGCCAUGGAUCUGCUCGACUCUGAUGUUUAUUUGAGAUUGGUUUGGAUGAUUGUGUUUUACCUUCUCUGCAGCUAACAUAAACAGAUCUGAGAGCGCGCAUCUCUCUCUCCGUCCCUCUCUCUCUCUCUCCCCCCUCUCCAUACGCGACAAGCAUAAAGAGAAUGCGUCCGGCCAGGCGGCGGACGUGAAGCAGGCGAAGUCACGGCCUUCGUCAGCCUCGCCACUUGCCGGCGAGGACCAUGGCACUCUCCGCAGAUCUAGCGCUGCGGCCUUGCUGAACUCUCUCUCUCUCUCUAUAUAUAUGCGGUGCAGCGGCGGCGGCGGCGGCGGCGGCGGCGGCGGCGACGGCAGCAGCAACGAUGGGCCUAGACGAUGGCGAGGGUCGUUGGACCGUCAUCGGUAGAUGGACGGCCCUGCCACCGGCCAAGGGACCUCCUCCUUCCCUGGUCAGCGAAGACCCCAAGACAAGACAAGAUGAGGACGACGGAAAAAACAUCGUAGAUUCCGAGCUUCCGACGGGCGCAUCUUCCAUCUUCCCCUCUCUUUCUCUGCAACUGCAAAGUGUGUCUCGCCCACUGGCCGGGGGGCAUUUCUGCGUGUUCUUCAGAUCCGUGUCCGGGGAGGUGUGAAACCGAGGGGCGAACGUUUCCCAGCAAAUCUUCGGAGACCAGAUCACGCGCCGUUCCUUCUCCCCCAGAUGAGUCAACUCCCCAGAUCCAGCAAGCCUCUAUAUGGAUUUACCGUUGCUGCCUUCAUCUUUCACUUCGCUUUAGCCGUGGGAGCGAUAGCAGUACACUGGAGAACAACUUAAUCUCCCAUCCGUUUGAUCUUCGUGCCGAGGCUGAAAAGAGUCAAGCUUUUCGACCCGCUCCUCCUCGCGCGCCAGGGCUCCGUCCCGAGACCGGUCGUCGGAGGCCUCUUUUUUAGUGCUUUGACUCCUCGCAAGCCAAGGGCUUUAAAGGGUUUAGCUCCCAGGUGCCAUUUCCCAUCAGAUACAAGUCCAUCAGUGCAUCAUCAGCUUUGAGGCAAGCCAUGACUGAACAUAACGAUAGUGGGAUCGAGCAGAUUCAACUGCUCGAUGGGUGUGAGGAUUCAUAUGGAGGAGUCAGGGUGGAGAUCAAGGAGGAUAUGGAUGCUGAUGUCAUGAAAGCUGAUGUCUUUGCCUCUUUGCUCCGGGCUUCAAUAUCAAGCUGGAAACAACAGGGGAAGAAGGGAGUGUGGAUCAAAUUGCCCAUUAAAUGUUCACAUCUUGUUGACAUUAUAGUGAAGGAAGAUUUUAGGUAUCAUCAUGCUGAACCAACUUACUUGAUGCUUGUCCGCUGGCUUCCUGAGACCUCCGAUACCCCCGAUACUAUUCCUAUGAAUGCUUCACAUAGGGUGGGCGUUGGUGCUUUCGUCUUGAAUGAUAAAAAAGAGGUGCUUGUAGUCCAAGAACAUAGUGGAAGGUUCCAAGGUACGGGUGAAUGGAAACUCCCCACAGGAGUUGUGAAUGAGGGUGAGGAUAUAUGUCAUGCGGUUGUCAGGGAAGUAAAGGAAGAGACCGGAGUAGACACUAAAUUUGUCGAAGUCCUCUGUUUCAGACAAAGCCACAAAUCAUUCUUCACAAAGUCGGAUUUGUUCUUCCUUUGCGUGCUUCGGCCAGAAUCAUCUGCUAUCAAUAAACAGGAUGUGGAGAUCGAGGCAGCCCAGUGGAUGCCAAUUGAGGAGUACGCAGCACAACAUUUCGUUAUUGACAACAAGCAAAAAUUUUUCAUGGCGAAGAUAUGCUUGGCGAAGGCUGAUCAUGGCUACCCUGGUUUCAGUGCUCGGGAAACAACUACUGGGCGCGGCAAAAAGACUUACAUCUACUGCAAUAACCCUGAAAUUGUGGAGAACUUUGCAAGUUCGAAGUAAUUACUGCCUGGGUUGUGAUGCGGAAUUCUUUCCUUAGACCCAGGCCCACUGGACCGUGUUGAUCCCCACCACUGAUUUUGUGAACCCCACGUUAGCCCACAUGUAGGUCCCACAAAAUCAAAGGUUAGGAUGGACUCAGUCCAGUGGAUCUGGGACUAGGGCAAGAAUUUUUGCUUCUUGUGUUAUGGAUGCACUGAUUAAAUUGAAAAAUACACCUUCAUUUUGUGUCGUUUUGUAAUAGCGUAUGUCAAAUUCUGUUUACAUAGUCUAGUUUCAAUUGAUGGUUUCUAGAUGCAGAAUCAUUUCUAAUAUCGUGAUUUCUAAAGGUUUAAAUGCAAUCUGUGUAAACGAUAUUUUAUGUGGCCAUGUAUAUGAAAUUGUCACUGGAAGUUUUAAUUCAUUAUAGUUGUGAUUUA